This is a messenger RNA of Anopheles coustani, 799 nucleotides long. It is a transcript of the gene mRpS26, whose product is annotated as small ribosomal subunit protein mS26. Lineage: Eukaryota; Metazoa; Arthropoda; Insecta; Diptera; Culicidae. The record is from RefSeq and is a predicted model, not a curated record. Bases 125 to 769 code for a protein of 214 amino acids. The transcript has a single exon. Gene Ontology annotation, cellular component: mitochondrial small ribosomal subunit.
GAAAAAAAUUAAAUUGAAAAAAGGUGCACAAACCUUGGUUGGUAUUUUGAUCAGCACGGCAGCAAGCGAGCUGUCAAAACAAUGUUAUUUAACUUUUAGUGUGGUGUUCAGAACAGUACCGACGAUGGCUAGUUUAGUGGCGGCAUUUUCCGGUGUUUUCACAAAACCCCGUGCACUAGCCCUUCUGCAGUACACAACUGUGCGAUACCGGCGAAAACCACGAUGGUUAGGGACGGCCAAGAGCAAAUUGUUCCGUGUUCCAGAGCGCAGGAAACAGAUCGAGGAAGAGGUCGAAGAACUGAAGCGGUUGCACAAUAACUAUCGCACGCAGAUGAAAGCGGUCAGAAAUUUCCUACGCGAUGAAGUUGAAGCGUACAAGCUGGUCUCUCGAGCUGGUUUGGUGCUUCAAACUCCGGAAGAGGAAGAGGCCGAAUGGCAGGACGCUUUGCGAAGGAACGACGAAUGGAACCAACAGACCGCUGCCGAACGCGAGGAACGCCUGACUGCCGAACGCGCUGCACGGAAGGAAUUCAUUCUAGAGCGGUUAGUGCUAAAAGAGCAACGGGAAAUGUCCAAACAGGAAGAGGUUGAAGCGAAAGUGCGUGCCGAAAAGGAGCAAUCAAAGACGUUCAUUACGCGUGAGAAUAUCGAUAAAGCGAUCGAGUUGGCAUUGGUUCAACCGACAAGCUACAACUUCGCAUUGGAUCGAGAUGGAAACAUUCACCGUGCAAACAAUUCUUCAACUACAGAUAAUAUUCAACCCUACUGAGGCUGCAUUUAGAAUGUUGUAUUUCACGUA